This is a messenger RNA of Pseudovirgaria hyperparasitica, 1520 nucleotides long. RefSeq lists its product as uncharacterized. The coding region runs from base 198 to 1112 and encodes 304 amino acids. The transcript has a single exon. NCBI's taxonomy places the organism in Eukaryota, Fungi, Ascomycota, Dothideomycetes, Acrospermales, Acrospermaceae. The record is from RefSeq and is a predicted model, not a curated record.
CAUGUAUUCAUUCUGUUCGCAAUCUUGUUUUCCACUCGCAUUGAUCUUAUCUAUAUUGUCAUUUGUCACCCCUGCCUCUCUCGUCAUAUACAUCCAUGGCGCCAUACCACGUAUUCUGCUUUGAUCAACACCUCAUUCUACUCAAAUCGAUCGCAAGAUACUGAUGUCUUCUGUAUACUAAGUCACUUACCAACAACAUGCUCGACUCCCGCUCCCUUGAGGAGGCUCUAACAAUCGAUCCACGGAUAUUGACACACAGCUAUACCACCCCAACCCCUACCCCAAUCUCGUCCUCCUCCUCCGACGAUGUCGACUCCGACACCGAAAUGCCCGAUGCGCCUCCAUCUCCCUACGACGACGACGACGACGACGAAACCGUCUACGACGACGAAAUCUCCCUUAUCCAAAACCCACCCCCGGGACCCCCAAUCACCCUCCACGAACAACUCUCCUUCCUAACAUUCUCCUCCACGCCCAAACACCGCACCGCAAUUCCCCUCGCCUCAAACCUCCGCCGCCGCUCCGCCCUACCCACCGUCCCACUAUCCCCAGACCCAACACCUCUUCCCCGUCCCCCUCCCCGCCGCGCCGUCUCCUUUUCCCCCCACCCGCGCACCACCGCUAUUUCAACGUACCUCCUCCCUCCCACGCCCAUCGUCCGGCAUAAUACCACCGACGGCACAGACACAGACGCGUACGAGCCGUACGUGCCCCUAGAAAAUAUGCCCACGCCGGUGGAACGCGCGCGCAAGGAAGCGGUGCGGGCACAGAGGGAGAGAGAAAGAGAGGCCUGGGCACGGACAUGGGAUAGAGUAGACGUAGACUUAGAAGUGGGGUCCGAGCGGGGAACAGAACAGAUGGACGAGGAAGAGGAUGGGGGAUGUGCGCUCUGGGAUGAUGGUGCGCGGCGGAAGGAUUCAGGGGUUGCGGGUGCGAGGAGGGUGUUUGUGGGGAGCGAAGACGGGGUGCUUAGGGAGAAUGGGCACGGCCCGGGUGUGAGGCUGGGUGUUGUGUCUGUUGCGGACGAGGGCGAACGGAAGGGGGGAGGUCAGGAGACUGGACGUGGCUUGGGAAGGAUGUGGGAGGAAGGGGCUGAGUAUACGUUUUCAUGAGGUGCUUGGAUUGUCUGGGAUGGAAUCGUGUUUGAAUCACAUGUUUGCUUGGGCACGGGCUGUGGGAUCGAGUUGAUAUGGGACUACACGGAAGUGGGAGAGUAUCACACGGUCUCGAUGUAGGGCAUUUCGGCUUAGCUAGUAGUGCACCCCUGGUUCUCUCAUCUGGGAGAGCCAUGACCCGUGUCUACAUAUCGAUGUGGCCAAAGUAGGAUGCUGCCAACUGUAAGAGAGAGGGUCAAAAAAAGUUCCAUAUAUUGUCAUGUACUCAAAGCCGAGGAAGCAGCAGGGGAUAUAUACGACAUCUCCCAACUCCACGCUACCCUGAAAUCCUACGCUAUAAACAAAGUCUCUCUCGAUGUAGGUCUCCUCGUAUGCGUUUCUACAUCGCUCUGAUUCCUGGCUGAU